Dermacentor andersoni is the source of this 5702-nucleotide messenger RNA. The record is from RefSeq and is a predicted model, not a curated record. NCBI's taxonomy places the organism in Eukaryota, Metazoa, Arthropoda, Arachnida, Ixodida, Ixodidae.
UAACGUGCACCUAAAUCUAAGUACACGGGUGUUUUCGCAUCUCGCCCCCAUCGAAAUGCGGCCGCCGUGGCCGGGAUUCGAUCCCGCGACCUCGUGCUCAGCAGCCCAACACCACAGCCACUGAGCAACCACGGCGGGUUGCUUGAACGAUGCACUCGAUAACUAGAAUAAUGCUGUAACAACUGUUUGGGACCAAAACAAUGUGUAAAAGUGAGCUGUACUCACAGAUUGGAAAUGUUGAAAAUUCUUGUACAUCCAAACCAAAAUCUGCGCAUGGCAUUGGUCUCCUUCUCGGCUCAGUACAUCUCUAUCACUGCCUACAUGCUAAUGCACAGUGGAGGCUACAAUGCAGAACUUUUCACCAGAAAUGCAGCACAAGCACAUCCAAGCAGGCACAGGCGGUAAACUUGUCGAAAACACCACCUAAGACAGUCGACGAUGCAUGACCAUACUGCAAAUCAAGAUCAAAGAGAGAGCUCACUACAUGGUUUCUAGUUGCAUAUUCAAUUUUUCAUUGCAUAUAGCAUGAGAAGCAGUUAUAAACAAUUUGCAAGAGCUAGUAGUGCGUUAUAAGGACGGUUUGUAUUGAAAUACGCCAGCGCAGCGCCUCCUCUCACUAGCAGACAACAGAAAAUGUUCAUCCCUCAGCACUGUCUUCUGUUGGUAAAGGGAGGAAGCCUGAACAGAAAUUUAGUCUGCUCACUCUGCAGGCAGGUGAUGCAGUUGAGACCUGUCUAUUCUUCCACCGUGGUUUUAGCCAUGUGGUCUUCUUGCAUGUAAUCGUUCGUUGACAGUAAUUGAAUGAUCUGUAUUCAUUAUGAAUUGACUGUCUGUUUUCAAGCAAUAUAUAUGUUUGAGCUUUGCGAUUGUAAUUCUUGUUUAUAUGUUUGCUGCUUGCUUGCGCUUAUAUAGAAUAGCCUUCAUUGUAAUUCUUUCUUAAAAAGGCAAUCCUUCUUUCUCCUAAUACCACUAUAUUUUGCAGUUGAUUGUGUUGGGUGCUGCAGAAAAGUUGAGUGAGAGCACUUCUAAGUUCAUUUAUUUCUGCCACUGAAUUCACUUUUAAUGAGGUUUUAUGAGGACUCAUCAUUAGCAGUAGCAUCUGUGCGUUCUGAUUUUGGCAUUAAGUGCAGUUCGGUUUUCAUUGUGCAGGGUCAAAGCAUUCAUCCUGUGCAGCAACUUCCGAGGAUGACAAGUCGCAGCAAGGACGCCUCCACCACUGUGAUCACUGCGACUAUAAAACUAGAAAACCAUCUGAUAUGAGAGCACAUGUUAGGGUCCACACAGGUGAGAAGCCAUUCCAGUGCCCUUCAUGCUCUCUGAGCUUCUCAAAAAAGGGCACUCUUCAGACGCACCUGCGUGUCCACACAGGCGAGCGUCCCUUUCGAUGCCAUUUGUGCCCUCAGAGCUUCUCACAUAGAAAUGCUUUAAAAGGUCAUUUGCGCAUCCACUCAGGCGAGCGGCCAUAUCAGUGCCCCUCAUGCUCUCGAAGUUUUGUGGAUAGGAGCCAUCUGAAUAUUCACCUACGCAUCCACUCAGGCGAGCGGCCAUAUCAGUGCCCUUCGUGCUCUCGGACUUUUGUGGAUAGCAGCCAUCUGAAUGUUCACCUACGCAUCCACUCAGGCGAGCGACCAUACCGCUGUGCCAUCUGCCACAAGUCCUUUGUGCGAGGUAAUGACUUGAAUAGACAUAUGAAAACACAGCACCAUGACAGCCCUGAAGCCCUCCAGCUGGGGCAGGCUGAGGUGUGCCUGUCCCUAUUGGUGGAGCAAAAAGGGUCAGAGCAAUCAUCCUGUUCAACUACUGAGGAUGGCAAGUUGCCACGAGGAAGCCUCCACCACUGUGAUCGCUGUGACUAUAAAACUAGAAAACCUUCCGAUAUGAGAGCACACAUCAGGGCCCACACAGGUGAGAAGCCAUUCCAGUGCCCUUCAUGCUCCAUGCGCUUCUCGAAAAAGUACACUCUUCAGACACACCUGCGUGUCCACACAGGCGAGCGCCCCUUUCAAUGCAAUUUGUGCCACCAGAGCUUCUCACACAGAAACGCUCUACAAGGUCAUUUGCGCAUCCACUCUGGCGAGCGGCCAUAUCAGUGCCCCUCGUGCUCUCGGACUUUUGUGAAUAGGGGCCAACUGACUCUUCACCUACGCAUCCACUCAGGCGAGCGGCCAUAUCAGUGCCCCUCAUGCUCUCGGACUUUUGCGGAUAGCAGCCAUCUGAAUGUUCACAUACGUGUCCACUCAGGCGAGCGACCAUACCGCUGCACCAUCUGCUCCAAGUCCUUUGUGCGGGGUAAUGACUUAAAUAGACACAUGAGAACACAGCACCAUGAUAGCCCUGAAUAAGUAGCCCGAAUCACUAACCUUGUAGGUGUGCAUUACGUAUUAGGCGGGGUCUAAAAUUACGAAUCUAUGUACCUGCGCAGUAUGCUGCAUGGCAUUGUGGUGCAUCAGGAAGUAAGUGUUGAUAUGUUAUGUUAAACUGCCAGGCGACUUCACAAGAUGUUUCGGCAUAAUCUAGCGUUGCAGGGACAGUGUGCUGACACUGCUUUCAUUACACUAACCAUAUUCUUGCACUAUCCUUUCAUGUGCAGGCAUGACAAACUGAAAAGCACUCAUUCCUCAAUUUUGCAUUCAAAAUACUACUGUUUGCAUUGAUGUAGUCAGGAUAAAUUCUGAAUGUUAGGCCAGUCUUCAGGACUUGUUGGUCUCCUCCAAGUAUGCUGCUGCCUAAAUGAACAUUCUUGUUAGGUGAAUGACCCCUGACCCGAUUUGAACACUACCAACAAACAAGCAUGGUGAAUUUGUCGUGCAGUGACAUUUAUUGAGCAAACUAUGAAACCAUUCCAUGGCAUGCAAACAGCUCAAAUUUUAAAUGAAAGCCUGUGCGCCCUUCUUCUGGAGGGGGCCCCGUGUUAAGGUGGGGAAUCAAGGACAUGCACAUAAAGUCCUCACCAAUUACAGUCAGUGUCCAAUUUUUUGGACUUCUGAAGGUGUUGCAAGGAACCGGGCACACCACUCUCUGAAUGGUAGAAACGCUGGAAAAGAGGUUUAUGUUUGAGUUUUCGCGUGACAGAAUUAUGUUUUCUGGUAUAUUCAAAUUACAAUCCCACGCUAUCAUGUCUGUAGGUUGUGUGUAAGUCGUGACAGAAUUAUGUUUUCUGGUAGAUUCAAAUUACAAUCCCAUGCUAUCAUGUCUGUAGGUUGUGUGUAAGUCGUACUUCAUGAUUUUUCUGACGUAUUUUACUUUGAGAAAUUCAAUUAGUUCAAUAACUUCUUUGCGCUAGACGAAGGUUCGGCGUGGUUGGGCAUGCGUGGUUUGGAAUGAUGUUUGCCGAAACGACUCUCGAUGCAGGAUGCCGACGCUGGAUUUUCUGUGAUGCGGGGCCCUAAUGCUAUCGCUUUAAAAUUGCUUGCGCAUUAGACUCACGCAUGACCCUAAAUGUAUGUUACCAUAUCACUAUCGGCAUUUCAAAAUGGCCGCCUCGUAUGCGCUUCGAGCCUAGCUGUCAUAGCUUUCUCCACUGCUGUAGUAUGUGUGCUUAGGUUAAUCUGGAGUGUACUAGACAAGGGUUGAAUUGGCCAAACGGCACUCUCGUGCUGAGGCGCCGUAUGUGGAAAAAUUGUGUGAGGGCACUGCAAGCGAACUGGAUUGCAGCAGAGACGUGCUUUGCAGCAUGUUCAACUUAAUUUCGCUGCGGGUAAUGAGAUCGAUUGUGCGCAUUCGCUCUUACAGUUGUGCUUUAUUUCAACUGAAAAUUUAUAUUGACACAUUCUUGCUAUGUAUACAAAUUUGAGGCAUGGGUUACAAAACACGUCUUCCAAUUUUGCUGUCAUUGCCAAGCACGUCGUCUGCUAGCGAGGGUGCGUUUGUUGCGUGGACGCUGGCAGACACCCACUCUUUCUCACAGAAAAUCUGUGCAGUAAAACUUUCUUAUGGUUUUACUUACUUUGACGCACCCACGACUCUUGUCGGCCGGUAUCAAUUCUAGUUUUAGCCAGGUGAACUGCUAUCUUUAGCACUGUUUUCUAAAAGUGACACGUAAUUUUUGCCACAGAAGCUGCCUAUUUGCAACAUGAAGCUGCUCAAGAAAAUUUGAAUUAUAUUGUAUCAUUUUAUGCACCCUUCUUGUUGGUUGAAUAUUGAUCAGGGACAAUGAUCAAAUAAAACAAUAUUAUAGUGAAGUAAACCAGGUUUAUUAACUGCAUGGCACAAAGCGAUGCAGAUGACCAAUGCACUUCUAGGUAAAUCUAAGGGUACAUAGACAUAUGUAUCCACGUUAUAUAUGUAAGAGAAAAAUUUCCAAAUAUUCUAAAUGCACUGAUUGAAAAAGUUAAAACAUCCGACCGGAAUUAGCGUGUUUCUUUUAAAAGCUGCACCAGCCCCAGAUGAAGCAAUCAACUUUCAGAAAAAAAAAGGAAUCAAGGCAAUCAUCAGAUGUUCGUAUGAACAGUGUUAGGCAAAAGAUAUUACCUACAUACUCAGACUGAAUCGGGUAGACCGGGAAGUCUUUACCAAUGUAAAAUCUGUGGCUUGUCUGGUGAUCUCGUUCAACGUGUCAAUGGGUGAAAUGAAGUACAAACAUAUAGAAUUAUAGAAUGGUAUUUGCUAUUCAGAAUUCAUUAUCAAAUAUUCAGAGCCAUUCCACUCUGUGAAGGUGGGAUGAUCAGCAAAGCUGUAUAUUAAGAAAAUAAAACAAAAAACAAUAUACAUUUAAACUAUGAUACAACGAAGUAAGUAAAAUCAGCAAUUUGCUUCGUUAUAUUGAAAUGUCGUUGUAAUGAAAUUCAACCUUUUAUAAAAAUAAGUUGCCAAUCAAUUUUUCUUAUAGAGAAAGGGACCGCAGAAUUUUCCAAAUUAUUGGGCAAUCAAAAAAAGCUAAUUUGAAUGAGAAAACUAUUCAUUUUGAUGAAUUUAGGAGUUGGUGACGAAUGAUAUGGUUUAAUGCCACAUCGACGAUAUCUUUACAUUGGCGGUACGAAUUAAAAGAAGCCAGCCACGCUUUUGCAUGCGCUCCGCCCCCAUGGCUUAUAGCGUUACCCGCACCGAGACGACGCUAGCAUGAAAAGCGCCGGCAACAGGUAGUGAAGGCUUUGUUUGCCUCUCACUCCAACAGGUCGCAGAAACUCGAGAUUACGCAACCUCCUCUACUAAACGUGUGUUGAGGUACAUGAUGCCAUGCAGUCUUUGCCCGCCCACUCUUUGCACACACGGCAGAUUACCUCUAAAGCAGGGUGCGCGGAUGCAUAUGCGAUCAGCCGUGGUUACUACCAUGCGCAGCGAGGGCCGAAACGCAUGUCAGAAAUCACGAUACACACCAACUUACCCUUGCCCCCUCAUGCGCACUUAAUCGCGUUACUGCAAGGUUGCUUCCCUCCCCCUCUUUCCCAUAGCUUGCGCAGGAAGGCGGCACUCAUGCCUGAAGCCACCAUAUUUCUUCUCUCGCCCUCGCACACCUUCACUUGCACCUAAAGCACAAUGUGUCGCACUUCGACUUUAUACGGAACAUGACGCAGCUCCACUUCGGUGUUCGCUCUUGUUGCGCUUCGCGUAAUUUGAGGGGUGUGUUUGCAAGCAGCCGCUUGUAAUUCAACCAUUUGACCAUCUGCAUCCACGAAAGUUUUCUUUUAUUGUCUUGGCAUUCCUUGGCGGCGGAAGCAAAAUUUUGUUAUAUUGAAAGGCAUACAAACACACAUUGUUAAAUU